Ooceraea biroi (clonal raider ant) is the source of this 1848-nucleotide messenger RNA. RefSeq lists its product as uncharacterized. Lineage: Eukaryota; Metazoa; Arthropoda; Insecta; Hymenoptera; Formicidae. The record is from RefSeq and is a predicted model, not a curated record.
AUGUCAAUAGAGGAAAAUCAGAAGCUGUUCAGAAAACAUUGGAAUGAACAAUCAAAGCGGGAUAAGGAACUUACAAAAUAUCAAAAUGAACUGGCACAUUACGAAGGCAUCCCGUUCUACCUAGAGUGGUUUAAGGCGAUGAACAACGAGACUAAAGAUAUAGAACAGGUGGAGACGGCGUUUAAGAAUCGCGUCCUCACCGGUGCGGUGAUCAACGACAGCCACGUCGAGCCGCGUCGAUUCCUCGAGGAUGCCCGGGACAUGGUGAUCGAGCGCGUACGCGGUAGCCUCGCUACGUUGAACUGUGUCAAGGUGAACACCGCGUUCAACGCCGAGUUCGUAGCGGCGCGUGAUGGAGGCACUCUGGCGUCUCUCGACGAGUUUCAAGAACGGGACAGCGGGUGGGCGUUGUCCAAGAUACUGAACCUAACGGUCAACGUGAAUAAGUACAACCCCAUGCGUGCGGGAUGUUGCAUCGACAUACCGCGCGCGAUACAAGUGAAACGUGCGGUAGUCAACGUGCGAGCAAUGGACAAUGCGUGCUUCGCGUGGGCGGUGGUCUCUGCUGUAUAUCCAAGCGCCACACACGCGGAUAGGACGGUGCAAUACCCCGAUUUUACAACCGUGUUAGAUGUCAAUGGUAUAGACUUUCCCAUGACGCUCGACCAGAUCGCCAAGUUCGAGCGCAAGAACGAAAUAUCGAUAAACGUGUCCACCGAUGAUGAGGAGGACAAGCGUGGGGUUAUUGUUCCGCUGCUGCUAACCGACCGCAAGCGAGACAAACACGUCAACCUGCUGUACGUGCCCGACAACCACGUGGGGCAACCGGGACACUUCGCGUGGAUCAAGGACCUGUCGCGCCUGGUUAGCGCUCAACUCAGGGGGAAGAAGCAGAGAAAGUACAUCUGCGAUCGCGAGGACGAUAAGCUGCUAACCUUCCGGAACUUCAAGAGGAAGGAGCGUGCACCGUUCGUCGUCUACGCCGACCUUGAGUGUACGCUGGAGAAGAAUGAGGAGGAGGAGGGUACGGCGAACACUGACGCGUAUCAACGGCACAGGGCGUUUAGCGGGGGAUACUACGUGCGUUGCGCCUACGACGAGUCGUUCACGUACAGAUCGCAUCGUGGCGAGGACUGCGUGCCGUGGUUCGUCGGGGAGCUUAGCGAUCUAGCGCAGUGCGUCGAGGCGAUCCUCGCGUCCAACGUGCCCAUGAGGGACCUCACCCCGGGGCAGUGCGAGGAACUUCGCGACGCCGCACUGUGCCACGUGUGCGGUAAGCCGUUCGCGGCGGCUGACAUCCGAGUGCACGAUCACUGUUACCUUACCGGCUGCUUCAGAGGCCCGGCGCACUCGACGUGCAAUCUGAACUACAAGGACUCGCACGUCAUCCCGGUGAUAUUUCACAAUCUCUCAGGGUAUGACGCGCACUUCAUGAUUGAGGACGUGGCGAACGCUUUCGAGGGUGGCGUGGAGUUACUGCCGCUGACGAAGGAGCGGUACAUCGCGUUCAUGAAGAACAUCACGAACACCGAGGAUAAGUACGAGUGCAGAACGAGCCACAUGAGAAUCCUACGGUCGGAGUUUCGGCAUCUCUCCGAGGAGGAUUUCCAGCUCCUAACGCGGAAAGGUGUAUUUCCAUACGAGUACGUUGAUAGCGCCGAGAAACUGCUCGAGACUCGUUUACCGCCGCGCGAGUCGUUCCACAGUUCGUGGACCGGUGAUACGGUAUCCGGUGACAAUUACGCGCACACGAUAACCGUGUGGAAUAGGUUUUCUAUCGAGACUCUCGGACAGUACAGCGACUUGUACCUGAAGACGGACGUUCUCCUCCUGGCGGAUGUGUUCUAA